UUAAAGAGGAGGUAGAAGAACCGGUGCUUGUGGGACACGUGUUGGAUCUUGGUCGAAUUGGCUCGAUCCUCUCCCUCUCGUCUUCGUCGAAUUGGCUUGAUCGCCUGGUUCGAUCGAUAUAAAAUCCAGCCCAGGUCAAGAACUCCUUCUCCGACAUGUUCUGCUGCUACAGAGACGUCAUGAAGAUGUUCAUUUCGUCGGCCCUCUGCAGCUCGUCUCCUAUCCUUCGAUCCAGGUACUACUCAAUGUACGGUCACGUGGAGAAAUUGGCUGAAGAAAUAAGGAAAGGAGCUGCUUCUGUUGAAGGUGUUGAAGCCAAACUAUGGCAGGUACCAGAGACGCUUCCAGAAGAAGCACUCCUUAAGAUGAGCGCACCACCAAAGAGUGGAUCACCAAUCAUCACACCCAACGACCUAACUGAAGCUGAUGGUUUUGUCCUUGGUUUCCCAACAAGGUUUGGUAUGAUGGCUGCUCAGUUCAAAGCCUUCUUGGACGCAACUGGUGGACUCUGGAGGACUCAGGCACUCGCCGGUAAACCAGCUGGUAUCUUCUACAGCACUGGCUCUCAAGGUGGUGGCCAAGAAACCACCGCGUUAACGGCGAUAACUCAGCUGGUUCACCACGGGAUGAUAUUUGUCCCAAUCGGUUACACAUUUGGUGCUGGAAUGUUCGAGAUGGAGAAAGUUAAAGGUGGGAGCCCUUAUGGAGCUGGAACAUUCGCAGGAGAUGGUUCUAGGCAGCCAACGCAGCUCGAGCUAGAGCAAGCUUUUCACCAAGGCAAGUACAUUGCAACCAUCACCAAGAAGCUCAAAGUAUCUACUGUUUAAUGUUAUCUAAUGAUUCGGUAUCAAUAAGAACAAAAAAAAAACAUUGCAUGUUUUGCUCUGCUUUAUUAAUAUUAUAUAAGUCCAUCAUAUAUAUUCUUUCACUUCGAUAUUAUUUCACAACAGUAAUUAUUGUCUUGUUUUUACGUAUAGAUAUGUAAUGAUUUGUGCUUGUGUUUCACUCCAAACAUGAAUGAGAUUUUUUUAUAGUCAAAA
Molecule: messenger RNA, 1040 nt
Organism: Brassica napus (rape)
Lineage: Eukaryota; Viridiplantae; Streptophyta; Magnoliopsida; Brassicales; Brassicaceae
Product: NAD(P)H dehydrogenase (quinone) FQR1-like
Exons: 4
Coding region: 156-827 (223 amino acids)
Molecular function (GO): FMN binding; NAD(P)H dehydrogenase (quinone) activity
Source: RefSeq, a predicted model, not a curated record